AUGAGAGCCUCAAAUGUUCUUGCCCAGGGCCCAGACAGAGUUCAGCCCACGGCCAUCACCUACACCGCGACCAUGCCCCUUCACACCCAACACCUACACCACGACCAUGCCCCCUUCACACCCAUCACCUACACCACAACCAUGCCCCCUUCACACCCAUCACCUACACCACAACCAUGCCCCUUCACAUCCAUCACCUACACCACGACCAUGCCCCUUCACACCCAUCACCUACACCACAACCAUGCCCCUUCACACCCAUCACCUACACCACGACCAUGGCCCAACAGAUUCAGCCCCGACGCCCAUCAGCUACACCGCGACCAGCCCUUCACACCAACACCACACCACACCGCCCCCUUCACACCCGAGUACUACACCACAACCAUGCCCUUACACCCAUACACCACACCCAACAAUGCCCUUAACACAUCCCAUCCCACACCGACGACCAUCCCCUUCACACCCAUCACCUACACCACAACCAUGCCCCUUCACACCCAUCACCUACACUCACGACCAGACCCUUCACACCAUCACCAUACACCACGACCAGCCCCCUUCACCCCAUCACCUACACCACAACCAUGCCCCUUCACAUCCAUCACCUACACCACGACCAUGCCCCUUCACACCCAUCACCAUAUACCCCACAACACAUGA
This is a messenger RNA of Salvelinus sp. IW2-2015, 663 nucleotides long. RefSeq lists its product as uncharacterized. The transcript has 2 exons. Lineage: Eukaryota; Metazoa; Chordata; Actinopteri; Salmoniformes; Salmonidae. The coding region runs from base 1 to 663 and encodes 220 amino acids. The record is from RefSeq and is a predicted model, not a curated record.